UUUUGUGAAUUCUAUGAGAAAAAUCGUAUUGCAAUGUUAUCAAAGGAACAAAUUGUCGAUUUAGCUGAACGAUUUUCAUCGAUUAAUGAGAAUGGCCAAGGAACGAUUUCAAUUAACGAUAUUCAAGAAGCGUUAAAAAUAACUGGUAUUGAUUUACCUGGCUUUCAGAUUCGUGAAUUAACGAAACGUUAUGUUGGCAAAGAAAAUGUAAGUUUUAAUGAUUUUGAAAAUCUAUUUGAAGAAUUACGAAUUCAAAAAGAUCAAGAAGUUAAUCGAUGGAAAGAACGUAUUGGUUCUGUAACAGGUGCUUACACUGUUAAAGGCCUUUCUGAACAAAGCAAUGAAGAAAUUGUGCAUACAAUUCGAGUAGAGGAAGAAGUCGCAUUUUCAAAUUGGGUAAAUAGUAAUCUACUUGCCGAUAUAGAUCUCAAAAAUUUGUUGCCUGUUAAGACCGAAAAUGGUGAUCUUUAUAGUAAAGUUCAAGAUGGAUUAAUAAUAUGCAAACUGAUUAAUCUUGCCGUUCCUGAUACGAUUGAUGAGCGAGCGUUAAAUAAAAAAGUCUUAAAUACUUAUACAAAGCUGGAAAAUCUUAUGCUAGCAUUGAUGUCAGCACAAGCAAUUGGCUGUAAUAUCGUAAAUAUUGAUGCGGAUGAUCUCAGUAAAGGCAAACCACAUCUCGUUCUUGGCCUAUUGUGGCAGAUUAUUCGAAUUGGAUUAUUUAACCAAAUCGAUUUGCGACAUGUGCCUGGAUUGUUUCGAUUAUUGCAAGAAGAUGAAACUCUUGAUGAUUUAAGAAAGUUAUCACCAGAACAGAUUCUCAUGCGUUGGGUGAAUUAUCAUUUAGAAAAGGCUGGAGUGAACAGACGAUUGAUGAAUUUCACGAGUGAUGUAACUGAUUCUGAAAUUUAUACUUAUCUAUUGCAUCAAAUCGCACCAAGAUCAGCAGGCGUUACACUUAAUCCACUUAAUGUUCAAGGAAAUCUUAUGAGAGCUUCUGCUAUGCUAGGCGAAGCAGAUAAAUUAGAAUGUCGAGAGUUCGUUACUCCAAAUGACGUUGUACAAGGAAAUUAUAAAUUAAAUUUGGCUUUUGUGGCUAAUCUUUUUAAUAAACACCCUGGAUUACCAGAACCAGGAGCAGAUGAAAUUAGCGAAAUUGAUGUCGUUGAGGAGACACGUGAAGAGAAGACGUAUCGAAAUUGGAUGAACAGUAUGGGCGUUAAUCCUUAUGUUAAUUGGCUUUAUAGUGAUUUAACAAAUGGUUGUAUUAUUUUCCAGCUCUAUGAUGUUAUUCGACCGGGUUUUGUCAAUUGGAAGCGAGUUGUUACAAAAUUCUCGAAAUUAAAAGGUAUGAUGGACCAGAUUCAAAAUUGCAAUUACGCUGUAGAGCUGGGUAAACAGUUGAAAUUUUCAUUAGUUGGUAUUCAAGGCAAGGAUAUCUAUGACGGAAAUCAAACGCUUACUUUAGCUCUUGUUUGGCAGUUAAUGCGUGCUUAUACUCUGACUGUCUUGGCGCAAUGUACUGAUAGUGGUGAUGCACUAGCAACUGAUAAAGAAAUUAUAGCCUGGGUUAAUAAAAAGCUUUCAUUUUCCAACAAGUCAUCCCAGAUUAAAAGUUUCCAAGAUCCAACCAUAUCGGACGCACGUGUUGUUAUCGACUUAAUUGAUGCAAUUAAACCAGGAAUAAUUGAUUAUUCUUUAGUGCGGAGUGGUAAUAUUGAAGCAAAUUUCGCUAAUGCAAAAUAUGCGAUCACAUCGGGUCGUAAAAUUGGUGCAAAAAUAUAUGCGUUACCAGAGGAUAUUGUCGAGGUGAAACCACGUAUGGUAAUGACUGUAUUCGCAUGUCUAAUGGCUUGUGGUUAUAUGCCAAAUAUGAAAGAAAUAUCUGAACCUAUUCGACCUCUUCUAAAUCAUUAA
Messenger RNA from Dracunculus medinensis (Guinea worm), 1914 nucleotides. The record is from the annotation of a GenBank genome assembly. Lineage: Eukaryota; Metazoa; Nematoda; Chromadorea; Rhabditida; Dracunculidae.